ACGGGAAGUGGCAACGUCGCCGCCGGUGCGGUCCCAACCGGCGGCGGUACCUUGUGCCAUCCUGGACUGGGCCAGGUCGGCAUCGUCACCGGCUCGAUACCCUGCCCGUCCGAUUUCCCGGAUACUAAGGAUAUCAUCAUCGAGGAGCUGUGCCCUGUGUGCGGCGAUAAGGUGUCCGGUUAUCAUUACGGUUUACUCACCUGUGAGUCCUGUAAAGGAUUCUUCAAGCGCACCGUCCAGAAUAAGAAGGUCUACACGUGCGUCGCUGAGAGGUCCUGUCAUAUCGACAAGACGCAGCGGAAACGGUGUCCCUACUGCCGCUUUCAGAAGUGCCUCGAGGUCGGCAUGAAGCUCGAAGCUGUGCGGGCGGACAGAAUGCGAGGCGGUAGAAACAAAUUCGGGCCCAUGUACAAGAGGGACAGGGCGCGGAAACUGCAACUUAUACGUCAACGGCAACUGGCGAUCCAGACGAUACGCGGCAGUCUCGGCGACCCGAACAGCUACUCGACCGCGGUCGCGCCCUUGAUGCACAUCAAACAGGAGAUCCAAAUACCUCAGGUCUCGAGUCUGACCUCGUCACCCCAGCACCAGCUGAUCGCGCCAUCCAGCCAACCCAACAUCGGUACCAGUGGUGCUGGUGGCGGUGGUGGCGGUGGCGGCGGCGGUGGAGGCGGAGGCGGGGGCGGUGGCAAUCACUUGCAUAAUCUCAACCCUGGUCUGGACAGCAGACUUUGGGCCGCCAACUCAACUACCCCUGGCACGAAGGUCUUUAACUUCGGCGAGCAAUCCGUGCAGCCACACGGCGGUGGGAUGCCGAGCUACUCGUCCAAUCCCGUAGUAGCUCUUAAGACACUUAGUCCGAUGAUAAGGGAGUUUCUGUCGUCGAUCGACGACCGCGAGUGGCAAACGUCUCUCUUCGGACUGUUGCAAAGCCAAACGUAUAAUCAGUGUGAAGUGGACUUGUUUGAAUUAAUGUGCAAAGUGCUCGAUCAAAAUUUGUUUUCGCAGGUAGACUGGGCUAGAAAUUCGACGUUCUUCAAAGAUCUCAAGGUUGACGAUCAAAUGAAGUUGCUACAACACUCUUGGUCGGAUAUGUUGGUGCUAGAUCACCUUCAUCACAGGUUACACAAUAAUCUACCCGACGAGACGACACUUCACAAUGGCCAAAAGUUUGAUCUUCUCUGUCUCGGCCUACUCGGAGUUCCUUCCUUGGCCGAAACCUUCAGGGAACUAUCCAAGACACUUCAAGAACUAAAAUUCGACGUUCCCGAAUAUAUAUGCAUGAAAUUCCUAAUGCUGCUGAAUCACGAUGUCCGUGGACUAGUGAAUAAGAAACAUGUGCAAGAAGGUCAUGAGCAGGUUCAACAGGCGCUUAUGGAAUACACGCUAAGCCAUCACCCAUCCGUACUGGAUAAAUUUAAUAAGCUGUUAGCAGUAUUACCGGACAUUCACGAAGUGGCAACCAAGGGAGAAGAGCAUCUUUAUCAGAAACAUUGUAAUGGAGGUGCACCAACGCAAACGCUUCUCAUGGAGAUGCUUCACGCCAAGAGGAAAUGAAACGAUCAGUUUUACUUGGUAAUCUUUGCCAUCGAAUAAGAAAAAAGCCCGUUAAUAUAUACAUACAUAAUACAUCAUAUGUGUAUAUAUAUAUAUAUAUAUAUAUAUAUAUAUACAUAUGUGCGUGUAUGUAUGUAUAUAUGUAUGUAUGUAUAUGUGUAUCUCGAAAGUCCUGUUAAUGCCCCUAAUCGUGAGACAGAGUGGACCUCAAAGUACCUAUUAAGAGCUAAAUGCUGCUAAGGUAUCGGACCAAGUAAAGGGGCCCUGGUUCAUGAAAUACCUGUGCAUACAAAUCAAGUAUAGACGUACAUUAUUUUACACACACAUAUACACA
Messenger RNA from Acromyrmex echinatior (Panamanian leafcutter ant), 1891 nucleotides. RefSeq names its product ftz transcription factor 1 (gene ftz-f1). The record is from RefSeq and is a predicted model, not a curated record. Gene Ontology annotation, biological process: tissue development; hormone-mediated signaling pathway; regulation of transcription by RNA polymerase II. Gene Ontology annotation, molecular function: zinc ion binding; nuclear receptor activity; RNA polymerase II cis-regulatory region sequence-specific DNA binding. Gene Ontology annotation, cellular component: RNA polymerase II transcription regulator complex. NCBI's taxonomy places the organism in Eukaryota, Metazoa, Arthropoda, Insecta, Hymenoptera, Formicidae.